Messenger RNA from Diplodia corticola, 3927 nucleotides. RefSeq names its product zinc finger c2h2-type protein. The record is from RefSeq and is a predicted model, not a curated record. Lineage: Eukaryota; Fungi; Ascomycota; Dothideomycetes; Botryosphaeriales; Botryosphaeriaceae. Bases 1 to 3927 code for a protein of 1308 amino acids. The transcript has 4 exons.
AUGUCCCACCAGAAUCAGAAUUAUUACGGCGCCCCCGGUCGUCAAAACCAGCAACAUUACACGCACUAUCCUUCCCAAAGGCCUACAUCAACUACCCCCGCCGCCCAGUACACCUCGCAAAGCCAGCCCGUGUCGCAGCCAUUCUCGUCAUAUUCGACGCAAGCGUAUGCACCCUCUGGAACGUACAAUCUGUCAGACUAUCAGUACGGGUCGACGAACUAUGGCUCUGCUUCCGGGACAUCUGCUGCAGCAAGGAACAAUGCCUCUGCAGAUUUGCAAAACGUAGCAUAUGCGUCUGGUCUCCAUGAUACUGUCCAGCGUGCCUCCGCCCAGUCAAGCGCUGUAAAUCAAGCAAUAUCCUCGACGCAGCCGCAGCACGUGUCGUACUCCAACAAUUCUUACUCAACCUACAGCCAGCAGCAACAACCACGUCCAAAGAGCGUCAAUUCUCUUGCAGGAAGGCGCGAACAGCGAUCUCCCCAUCAGUCGAACCAGUCGAACAAUUCGGGAUUGCCCCUUCCAAAGACGGCGUUGCAGCCCUCCGGGUCCCAGCCUUUCAGCAUUCACCAACGUGCUGUAACCUCACCGCAGAAUUCCAACGCUUACCGCACGCCGACGGUGGUACAGCAAUCUGCUGUACAGUCAAUCGACAAUCCUCCCCGCACAUCACCAACCGUGACACAGACACAGCCAGCGGCAACUUCUACGGCGUAUCAGUGGAACAAUCAGCAACAUACACACUCCGGAUCGCGUGAUUACGAAACGGUCGAUCCAACACAGGUUUACGACCCGUGGCCGGAGAUACAAAGGAAGCGCGAGGCCGCGCGCGCCGCGAAAGCUUUGGAAGAGCGCGCUCAGGCAGAGCGGCAAAGAGUUGCGCGGGAAAAGGCUGAGAGGGAAGCUCGAGAGGCCGAGGAGGCCGAGGAAGCCCGCAAGGCGGAAGAAGCCCAUGCACUAGAAGAACGUAGGAAGGCGGAAGAAGAGGAAAAGGCAGAGCAGAAAAGGCGAGAAGAGGAACGAAGAAGGGAGGCUGAGGCAGUGCAUCAAUCUCAGAGAGAACACGACCAACGAAAGAAAGCGAACACAAAAACCAAGAUGACAAAGGCUCUAGCUGUCGCGGAUUCUUCGUCACCCGCUCAAGCGGGCUCGACUGAAGUCGAGGUACAAAUGAGAGCGUUAAUGGCACAAAUGAGGCAACUGAACAGCAAAGAUCCAGCGCUGUUGGCAAAAAUUUGGGAAGAAGAAAGGCAGAAUCAUGCCCAACCAAGUCAACCCGCUCAGCAAACUGUGCAACCGCCGACACCAUCGACACAGAAGCCUGGUAAACCACCUGCUCAGAAGAAAACGUCAACAAGUCAGCCGCAACCGAAUGCGCAAGCGCAACCCUCGAGUGCGCCUAUGGCACCCAUGCAUGCCCAGCAGGCACCCAUGCAUGCCCAGCAGGCUCCCAUGCAUGCCCAGCAGGCUCCCCAAGAGCUUUCUCAAGCACGACAUACACCCCAACAGCAACAGCAACAUCAAACGCAACAACAGUCGGUCGGGAAAUCGAGAAAGGAAGCUGCAAAUCCUCGACAGCCCAAUAGGCGUAUGCCACCGACGGGGACAACCGCUUGGCCAAACGAUAAAAAGGAUCAGAUCUCGAACGCAGCAGCAGCUUGGCUCAAUGCAAUUCCAGAGAAUCAUGACAAACAGGUUACUCCCCAGGAAAUCCUCGACUUACUUAAUCGAAACCCGAGAUACAUAGAAUUAUGUGAAUGGCUUGAGUCUCAGGGCAUGAAACUGGAACGAGCCUCGUUCGCAAGAGCUUUGCUUCAAGCCGUGCCAGACAUAAACAAGCCAGGGCAGAAUCAAGCGCAGGCUCCUCCAGCCAGCCGGGUUAACGGCAAAGCAGCCCCAUCCUCUACAGAGAAUGUUAAGAGCUCAGAGCAGCAUGGCCCCAAAAUCGGCCAUGCUGCCAACUAUCCGAAUGUUCCAUCCGGCCGCCCGGGCACUGUUGGCGACCACUUGCAGAGUGCCCAAUCACCGUACCCACCCCCAGACCAACCUCAGUAUCGAAGUCCGUACUUCGUUCCGACAAAUGCUGGCACGCCAAGCUCUGUACCUGCUGCGUUUCCGACACCACCGCCGCAGGUGCCGGUCGCGCCAAUGCAUCAUAAUCGGCAUGACAGGCAAAACUCCGGAAGCAGGCAAGCCUCCUCACAGCGAGAAGAAAGCCAAAAGCCAGCGACAAAAGCCGAUGCGGCAAGAAAGAGAAACUUCCAUGAGAUGGUCGAUUUGACGCAGCUGUCCGACGAGGAAGAGCCGCCCGCCAAGAAGGCAGGCUUCAACAACGAUAUUGUGCCUACCUGGGCCCCUGCGCCAGGCGCUAUCUUCUACCCGCAAGCACCUAGGCCGAUCAACAUUCACAGCGGAAACUUGCCACCCGUGGUGCACUUCGACGACAAGAUCAAGAGCAUGGAUGUGGUCCAAAUCUUGAACCGUAAACACGCUCUUCGCAGAUCGGCGUAUGAAGUCAAAACCAUCGCUCGGGACGUCCUGCUGGCAACCGGGAAGCACCCGGAAAUGCGGCCUCUCAAUGGGCACCUUGAGGUUCUCAAGGGAACUUUCAAAAGAGUCGACAACUUAUCCGACCUGAGCACGCUUAGGUGGGAUCUGAUCGAUCCAGGCGAUCCGCCUCCAGAAGCGCUUGCACCUAGCGUGAUUGAGAUAGAGGACGAGGAUGCAGACGAUGAGGAAGAAGACGUGGUGAUACAAGAACAGCCACAGCCACAGCCACAGCCGCAGCCGCAGCCGCAGCCGCGCCCAGCUCAUCCCGAACCGAAAGCGCCGUCACCCGAUCGCGCGAGCUCAGCUGGCCUGCCAGCUAUCCCAUCGCGCUCUGUCCCAUCGUCUACUCCUCAACCAGUGGCGAAACGCCGCAGAGGCAGGCCAUCAAAGCUCAGCGCGGCAGGAGCCGUGGACGCACGUGACGCACGUGCCACCCCUUCUGUUCGCGACCGGCAACACGAACGCGCUUCCUCUGCAACUUUCAGUACACCCAACAGAACUCGGUCUCCAAUGGCAAGCAAUUCAGUCGGGUAUGCGGCCUUUCGCCAAGUCGAACAUGGACCUGAUGGACAACCUCUUCCUAAGAAGAAAGGAAGGCCGGUUGGAUGGCGCAAGUCCAUCCACUCAAAGGAAGCACAGGCAAAAGCUACCGGUCUAUCGCCCCAGUCGGUUUCGGCAUCACGCCCAAGCGGCCUGCGCACUUCGCAAACGUCUAAUGGCGUGGUCAUGAUCGAAUCACGCUCACCUAGUGUGGUGACCAACAGGAAAGCGGCUUCCUUCAGCGUCUACAAAUGCGAAUGGAAGAACUGCAGUGCAGAGCUGCACAACAUGCUUACGCUGAGGAAGCACAUUGAAAAAUUUCACCAUGGUCUGAAUGGCCAACAGAAAUGGCCGUGUUAUUGGAAAUCCUGCGAAGAGAACGAACAUCACAUCGACAGGCGCACUGGCAAACCGAACGGUUUUCGCGUUCGGGAAGACUUGCGAGACCAUAUUGAGUUCGCUCACUUAGGGCCGAAGUCGUGGGAGCUUGGGGAUGGUCAUGCAGGUGGACUUUCGGAGUCCCAUGACUCCGCGAGCGAUGCAUACCUGUCUGACAGCCGGACAGGACGUCGAGUCACACCACUCGUGUCCGCACCGUCUAAGGAAGCAUUAGAGGCGGCCAUGGCAACACCAGCGCCGCCGGUUCCCAGGGGCCCAGGCAGGCCAAAGCUUCAACCUAAUGGAAAGAAGGGCUUGGAAGUACAGACAGAGCUUGAGAGGAAGAAGAAACUGGUUGGACCGGGCCUUGAUCGUGGAGGAGCCCGCCUGGCCAACGAGAAGAGACGAAUGGGUUUCAUUGACGACGAAGACUUUGAGGAGGUUGUAAGCGAUAGCGAUUGA